CUUGGUGGAUGGAGCUUGCGUUACCCUUUUUUACCCGAAAAGAUGCCUUUUCAAUUUGUAGGCACUAAUGAUGCAGCAAGAACGUUUCUCCGUUUGAAAUAAGAUAGUUAUCUACACGAAAUCUUUUUUGGGGGGCUCUUUGUUUUUCCAAAGGCGAAAGGAAACAUGUUGCAUAUCCUCGCACUUCAGUCACUCAUGGCACUUUUAGGAGUAGCUGACUGUCGAGUCUUAGAGGGAUUGCAGAGAUAUUCCUCCAUGCCCACAUACCUGCCUGUCAACUACCAGGUGCUCAACGCUGACUUGGCGUUCUUUCUGAAGGAAGCCAACCAGGACUUCAUGAGGAACUCUAGCCUGCUGUCACGGACUGAACCCUUCUUCAUCUACCAGGCCCGUAGCUUGCCUUCAGUCAAUGCCAGCUAUGGACCUCUGUCCGUGGAGCAGCCUGUUCCUCUGGAGCUCCUCCAGAGCCCGGGCACUUUUCCCCCCUCUUCCAUGUUUACCAUCAACUGGAAGGUGCAGACCUUCAUCAUGAACAGCAGGAUUCACCUGGCCAAGCCCAAGGUCCAGGUGCUGUUUUACAUCGCAGGCAGGGACUGGGACGACUACAGCGCCAUUGACAAGCUGCCCUGUGUACGCAUGUUUGCUUUCCAUGAAACCCAGGAGGUGCGUGGCACUUGCCAGCUGAAGGGGGAGCUGGGACUGUGCGUGGCAGAGCUAGAGCCCCUGGCCAGCUGGUUCAGCCCGCCCAGUGUGGUGCCGGGACGCCAGAGGAACCUCGAGGCAUCUGAGGGCACCCCAGUGGAGCUCUACUAUAUGUUGCAGUCCACGGAAGCAGCAGAGUGCCACUCAGAGGAGGUGAGGAAAGACAGCUUCAUGCGAUCAGGCCAGGAAGGGCUAUUUGGCUCAUACACCACCACCCCUCUGAGGAGGAUUGGCAAUGUGAGGCUCUACCAGAACCCCACUCCUCCGCCCCUCGCUGAGCACAGGCUGGAUAAUAACUUCAUGGUCAUGGUGCCGGCUACACCCAUGAGGCAGCGGGACACAGUUUCUGUCUUCAUCACUGUGUCAGCCUACUCUCCUGUGGAGAUGUUCACUCUCAGAGUGAAGUUGAAAGAGGGGGUGACGUUUCUGGGUGCCCGGCCCAGCAACCCCACCCAGUGGAUAGUGAGCCAGGAUGUGAGGAGCGAGGGCCACCGAGUGGUUACCCUCCACUGCCGCAGGAAAGAGUCCAGCUAUGACCAAAGGUCUGAGGUGGGAGUGCAAAGGGUGCUACAGGUGGAUCUGAAAAUGGAAAGCUUCCCAGAGCCGCUGGGCAGCCGCUGGAUGGCCUGGCAGGUAGAGUACCCUGGUAGUCGCACCGCCACACAGGAGGCUGAGACAGAGGUCCGGCUGGCUCAAGAGGACCUGGCGGGCAUCGUGCCCCUGGCCAUGGAUACGGAGAUUUUGAACACUGCAGUGCUGACCGGUAAGACUGUGGCGGUCCCAGUAAAGGUGGUGGCCAUUGGAACGGACACCACCAUCACUGACAUCUCCGACGCAGUCAAGUGUCAUUCCACAGACGAAGAUGUGGUCAAGGUGUCGGACAGGUGCGACUAUGUUUUCGUGAACGGCAAGGAGAUGAAGGGCAAGGUGAAGAUGAUGGUGAACUUCACUUACAGCUACCUGAGUGCUCAGCUGGAGCUCAACGUGUGGAUCCCUCGCCUCCCCCUCCAGAUUGAAGUGUCAGACACAGAGCUGAGUCAGAUUAAAGGGUGGAGGGUGCCCAUCAUGGCCAGCAGCCAGAGGUCCACACGGGACAGUGAGGAUGAGGAUGAUGAGGACAGACGAGGACGAAGCUGCACUCUGCAGUACCAGCAUGCCAUGGUCAGAGUGCUGACCCACUUUGUAGCUGAGUCAGCUGAUCCUCGAGGUCAGAUCAGCUUCAUGCUGGGCACGGACUGGCAGGUGGACAUCACAGAGCUAGUGUGGGACUUCCUGAAGGUAGAAGACCCACAGAUCGCACAGCUGCUGGACGGGAGAAUACUGGUGGGACUUGAUAUGGGAAUGACCACUAUCCAGGUGUUGUCUCCUUUGUCAGACUCCAUCUUGGCAGAAAAGACCGUAACCGUUGUGGAUGACAAAGUGACCAUCACAGAGUUGGGGGUCCAGUUGGUCACGGGCCUGUCCAUGUCCCUGCAGCUGAGUCCAGGGAGCAACAGGGCCAUCCUGGCCACCACAACCACACAGGAGGUUCUGCAGAGCCCCAAGCAGGAGGCCCUGAUCAGUGCCUGGCUACAAUUUAGUGAUGGCUCCAUGGCUCCCCUAGACCUGUACAACCCUGACUUUUUUGUCCUGUCAGCCACCUCUCUGGACGAAGACGUAGUGACUGUGCAGCAGGACUCCUCCUGGAAGUGGCCUGUCAUCGUGACGGAGGCUGAGGGCCAGGGCCUGCUGGUCAGGGUGGAAAUGACAGUCUGUGAGCUCUGCCAGAAGUUCAAGCGCCGCAGCAUCCUGGCAGCAGGGAACUGCAACGUCAGAGUCAAGUUUGGCCAGAGCGAUAGCUCUAGGGGUGGGGGCAGCGAUUAUAGCCCAGAUGGAGAGGACAUGGAGAACAGAGGCAGGCUGUCCCCCUCCCAGGACAGGACCGGCCUUGACACCCACUACUAUGGCAGUUCCAUCUCGGACAUGGAGGACGGCGUGUUAAAGAGGGCCACCACCACUAGAAGUGCUAUUAUGCGCAGACCCAACGGAGACAAACUGUCUGAUGACGGCAGCCAGAACAUGCCGAUAGACUUCGCUGACUUCCCUGCCCAAGUAGACCUCCCCCGUGGCCGCAACAUGGAUGAUGACCUGAUCCAGACGGCGCGUGGGCUCACAGACCUGGAGAUUGGCAUGUAUGCCCUGCUGGGGGUCUUCUGCCUCGCCAUCUUGGUCUUCCUCAUCAACUGCAUUUCCUAUACACUCAAAUACCGCCACAAGGAACUUUCAAUUGAAGGCCAGGAGAAUAUGAACCAUGCCCACGAUUGGGUGUGGCUGGGGAAUGAGACAGAGUUGCUGGAGAGCCAAGUCAGCUUGUCACCCCAGCAGGAAGAGCAGACCUCCAUGAUGGACUCCAGCAGCGCGCUAGAGGAGGGCAGCCACUUGCUUAAUGGAGGCUCGGCCCAGAAGAACGUACAGGGCCAAGUGCACCGGGCAGCAGACACAGGUGGCUCAGCCAAGGACAGCAAAGGAGACUCACCCACAACCAAGAGGAAGCGAGUCAAGUUCACCACGUUCACCACGAUCCCACCGGACAAUAGCUACCCCACAGUCAACACACUCAGCAUCAGCCACAGCCAGGACAUUAAGUGGGUAUGCCAAGACGUGGAGAUGGGAGACUCCAAGGAGCUGCGCAACUACAUGGAAAGAUUAAAUGACAGUGCAUUAAAAGAGGUGGCAUAGUGCACUAUGUGCACUUGAAACAAACUCACCCUUAUGCCUUUCAUUGGAAAAAGGGGGUCUGCCGAGAAGCUGGACCCCUAGGUAGGUGAAGAGGAGCAACUUUUCCUCUGAAUCACUCAAAACUGCCAAAGGGCCAUUGAAUUUAAGAGGACAAAACUAGUCAUGAAACCACAUAUGACUGAUGGCAAAACACUAACUUGAAAAAUAUAUCAAUGAAUGAGGAUGUCAGGUUGUUUUUUUGUUGGUCGUUUUUCAGCGUUUGUUUAUGUCAUAAAUAUUUUUUUUAUCAUGAGUUUAUUAUUAUAAGUUUAGAAAGAAAUCAAACAGUGUUCCCAGGACAGAUCUGCAUUAGCUAUGACCUGUGACACAGAUGACAUGUAGAUUUUAAAGUGUACAGUUAUAUGACUAGAUAGAUGUUAAGGGUGUGUGUACACAUUAAAAAGGUUUGGAAGUUUUUCAAUAUUUUGGAUAUCAAUUUCCUAUGCUGGAAUUCUUACUUUCUGGAAGAGUUCUGGAAAGGCCAAAGCAAGCCAAGAGAAAGUCCUGCAUGUGGUUGGAGAAAAAGGCACAAUUUUCCAGUUCAUCCUCAUCCUCUUUAACACAGUAGAAGACCUGCUAUGUAUAUACUGAACAGUCUCCUACAAGGCGUUGUAUUGUUGCUCUGUAUAUUGUAUUUUCAUAUCAUUUAAGGAAUAUACCACAGUGUCAAGA
This is a messenger RNA of Myripristis murdjan (pinecone soldierfish), 4131 nucleotides long. Its product is annotated as transmembrane protein 132C. The record is from RefSeq and is a predicted model, not a curated record. Bases 166 to 3420 code for a protein of 1084 amino acids. NCBI's taxonomy places the organism in Eukaryota, Metazoa, Chordata, Actinopteri, Holocentriformes, Holocentridae. The transcript has 9 exons.